Argiope bruennichi is the source of this 1756-nucleotide messenger RNA. Its product is annotated as cytochrome P450 2J4-like. The record is from RefSeq and is a predicted model, not a curated record. Gene Ontology annotation, molecular function: oxidoreductase activity, acting on paired donors, with incorporation or reduction of molecular oxygen, reduced flavin or flavoprotein as one donor, and incorporation of one atom of oxygen; iron ion binding; heme binding. Bases 97 to 1593 code for a protein of 498 amino acids. Gene Ontology annotation, biological process: xenobiotic metabolic process. The transcript is spliced from 8 exons. Gene Ontology annotation, cellular component: intracellular membrane-bounded organelle; cytoplasm. NCBI's taxonomy places the organism in Eukaryota, Metazoa, Arthropoda, Arachnida, Araneae, Araneidae.
UUUUUUCGUUUGCAGGAAAAAGACGGCACAUCAAUUUACAUUUCUCACUUUUAAUCCAAGCUUUAUUGAGUAAACUUCGAUUUCAUUUAGAUAAUCAUGCAGCUAGACAAUAUCCUUAAUGUUCGGUAUGAAAUUUGGAUCGCCUUUGGCGUAACAGUAUUGGUAGCUAUAAUUAGUUCUUUAUUAAAAAAAUCACGACGCAAUUUCCCUCCUGGACCAUGGGGACUACCCGUUGUUGGCUACAUACCUUUCUUGUCCAAAGAUGUCCAUUUGAAAUUUAUAGAACUCGCCAAAAAAUACGGAGAUGUUUUCAGCCUUCGCUUAGGAUCUGAGACGGUUGUGGUUUUAAACGAUACAGUAUCCAUUCGAGAAGCAUUUUCCAAGCAAGAAUUUCUUGGCAGACCUCCAAACAGUUGCUUUUCUGUGUUUGAUGUGAAAAGUCCCUUUUUUCUUAACGAUAUGCACAUGUGGCAAGAACAGAGGCGGUUUGUUAUACAAUCUUUGAAAGACCUUGGCUUAGGAAAAACUAAAAUCGAAGAAGAAAUGCAGGACGAAAUCAACCACUUCAAUGAAGUUCUAAAGUCCUUCAAAGGCAAGCCGAUCGAUCUCAUCAAGCCGUUGACUCCGAGUAUGUCAAAUAACAUCAGUACCUUGAUUUUUGGAAAGAGGUACGGAUAUGACGAGCCAGAAAGAAUGUCUUUGGAUGAAAACUUAGACGAAGUCAGCAAAAUCAUCGGACAAACUGCUGUACAUAUAUUUUUUCCAUGGAUCAAACAUAUACCUUUCCUUCUGAACUGGCUUGGUUUCGAGAAAGGCUAUAAACUAUUUAGGGUAUCUGACGACAUAUUCAGAAAAAAAGUAAACGAGCAUAAGAAAACACUGGAUAAAAAGAAUAUUCGGGAUUUUAUUGAUAGUUAUCUUGUUGAAAUGGAAGUCAGACAAAAGAAAGAUACCAAGACAACAUUUAAUGAUGAAGUAUUGUUGGGAUGCGUGUCAGAUAUUUUUGGCGCUGGCAGCGAAACUGUGCGCACUUCAAUCGGAUGGUUAAUGUAUGCAAUGGCUGCGUACCCGGAUGUACAGAAAAAAGUACAGAAAGAGUUACUUGAAGUCGUAGGACCGGAAAGAAGUCCGGAAUACCAGGAUCAUAAGUCGCUGCCAUUUUCUUAUGCUGUUAUGCUAGAAGUCAUUCGAUGGAAAACUAUCGUACCUCUGAACCUCCUCAGAUACACUUUAGCAGACACAACUGUUUCUGGAUAUGAUAUACCAGCAGGCACCAUAGUGAUGGCCAACUUUUGGGCAGUGCAUCACGACCCCAGAAACUGGAAAGAUCCAGAGAGCUUUAAACCAGAAAGGUUCCUCUCAUCUGAUGGUAAAAGUGUGGUGAAGUCACCUCACUACAUGCCUUUUUCAGUUGGAAAACGAGCUUGCCCUGGAGAAACCAUGGCUUACAUGGAAGUCUUCCUCUACUUUGUUUCCAUAGUUCAAAAAUUCGACGUCCGAUUUCCUGAAGGUUAUAAGCCUACUUUUGAAGGAAACCUUACGAUCACUUACAAGCCUCCAUCGGCUAAGAUCUGCUUUAUACCCAGAAACUGAGAGUAUCAGUUUUACUUAUUCAUUUUGUAUAUAAUUCGCCACUCUGAUUCUACACGCUGCAACAUUAACUUGCUGAUAAUCCAUGCUUUGAUUCAUUUGUUCUUUUUUUUUAAUAAACUGAUGUCACAAUACUGGAUUAAUAAACAAAGAACGAAAAUGAAAA